AUGAGCAAACGGCAUACUAACAACCGUGAUAGAGACGGUGACGAUAGAAGGAACAGAACCCGAAUUGAUUUCAUCACCAAUUCCGACUCGCCAAAGCAAACCAAUUUACAUCACUUUCCGAGACUUCCUACACAGAUGUCGAUUAUGGGACACAGCGAUGCCUCCCCUGAAGUAUCUGAGAUAGCGCCUCCCACGCCGCCUGUCAAACAGACGGAGGAAGACAUCAAGUUUUUGCAGUUAGCCAAUGAGGCACUUGAAAAAAUCGGCACGAUUGAUCCUUCCAUCAAACAGGUCUUGACGAGAUUGCAAUACGCUGCACCUCCGCAUGGUGGUGUUCCCAUGGGCAACGCUUUCAGUGCGAGCAGCGUCAAUAGCGUCGUUCAGAACACACCCUUGGUGGAUGAACUGGCGAUUAACCAUUUCCCUAACUUCAACAAUGACAUUUUUUAUGACGAACACCAUCUGAACCUCCAUAGCAACAAUAACAACAACAAUACCAACAAAAGUAUACCGAGCGUCGCCGGUACGACGCCGACACCUACUACUGCAAAUACUUUAGGCGAGACUACAUACCGAAAACGUGUCUACGAGCAGGUUUCUCCGACAUCCUCCAUGUCGUCACAGAGCUCAUCUAAGGUUGAUAAACCCUUUAUCUGCUCUAAGUGUGCACUGGCGUUCCGGCGCUCGUCGGAUCUGAAAAGACAUGAGAAAAUCCAUUUGGAGGUGCUUCCGAAUAUCUGUUCCAGAUGUCAGAAGGGCUUCGCCAGGAAAGACGCUUUGAAGAGACACAUUGAUACUUUAACGUGCAAGAGAAAUAGAGAAAAGCUGAUGGUCAAACAGCGGUUACAAGACUCAGACUCUGGAGACAACGGGGAUAAAGGAGUGGUCCAUGACAUUUUUUCGCAGUUCGGUUUUGGUAAAUAG
Molecule: messenger RNA, 924 nt
Organism: Komagataella phaffii GS115
Lineage: Eukaryota; Fungi; Ascomycota; Pichiomycetes; Pichiales; Pichiaceae
Product: Zinc-finger DNA-binding protein
Exons: 1
Coding region: 1-924 (307 amino acids)
Biological process (GO): regulation of transcription by RNA polymerase II
Molecular function (GO): RNA polymerase II cis-regulatory region sequence-specific DNA binding; DNA-binding transcription factor activity
Source: RefSeq, a predicted model, not a curated record